UUUCAGUGACUCACAAGGAAGGAUGGCGACAAGAUUGAUUGCUGCUAAAUAUGACCUCUGUUAUUAACUGUUUACGCCUUUUGACUUCUCGUAUUAGUUGUUAAACUGUUAAAGAAAUAAUAAGAUGCGCCAUUGACUGGCGGUGUGUGUUCUUGUUUGUCGUGCAAAGCAGUAAAAUAGACUGCAUGUACUGCGUGUGUUCCGUUGGCUGGGCUAUGCAGUGCGGUGUGACUUCGGCCGUCUUGCUUCUCUCCAUAGGCUUUAUGACAAGUGGGUUCGAGGAGUUUGAACCUGAGACUCCAGACUGGAGAAAAACUUUAAAAACGAUCCGGAAUGGCAUCCAUAAGAUAGACACGUACCUCAACUAUGCUCUGGACUUGAUCGGAGGCUCAGAUGGACUCUGCCAAUACAAAUGCAGUGAUGGAUACAAACCUGUUCCUCGACCUGGUUAUAAACUGUCACCACCCAAUGGAUGUGGCUCUCCACUGUUUGGAUUUCAGUUCGAUUUUGGGAUCCCAGCAAUGACAAAGUGCUGUAAUCUGCAUGACCGCUGCUACGACAAAUGUGGACAGGAGAAGCACGACUGUGACGAGCGGUUCCAGGUGUGUUUGGAGACCAUCUGCAGGAAUGUCCAAAUGACACUGGGACUGGACCAGAGUGUGCAAGCCUGUGAGUCGGCGGUGACGCUGCUUUUUGAUGCUGUAAUGCACCUGGGCUGUAAACCCUACCUGGACAGCCAGAGAGCAUCAUGCAUUUGCCGUUAUGAGGAGAAGACUGACCUGUGAAGAGCUGUCACUGGAAAAAGCAGAGACAUCUUCUGAAUGUCUUGGUGGAGUAAACUGAAAGGACUGCACAUUUUGUGUUUUUCCUGCUUUAACACAAUUAAUUGAACCAGUAAAACCCCAGUAAUAAUUUACUGCAAUAAAACAAUCUGGUUAUAUUUAUCCUGUGCAGAUUGUCAUAUUGUAACUAGUCUAACAUAUGCUGUUGAAAAGGUGUUUUCACAUUUUGGAGGCACACAAAGAAGCAUUCACUUGUAUUCUGUGGACCACAUUAAGCUGAUAUGUAUUGACUUUUCUCAGGUAUAGGACUCUUGUCAUUAAAACUUGUAAAAUUACAGAAUAA
Messenger RNA from Pygocentrus nattereri (red-bellied piranha), 1125 nucleotides. It is a transcript of the gene pla2g12a, whose product is annotated as phospholipase A2, group XIIA. Gene Ontology annotation, molecular function: calcium ion binding; A2-type glycerophospholipase activity. Bases 186 to 785 code for a protein of 199 amino acids. Lineage: Eukaryota; Metazoa; Chordata; Actinopteri; Characiformes; Serrasalmidae. Gene Ontology annotation, biological process: phospholipid metabolic process; lipid catabolic process; arachidonate secretion. Gene Ontology annotation, cellular component: extracellular region. The transcript is spliced from 4 exons. The record is from RefSeq and is a predicted model, not a curated record.